AUGUGGUUAGGAAGCUGUCACGGCGCCAACCCGGCCAACGUCGAGUACAUGCUCAAGACCAACUUCGAUAACUUCCCCAAGGGCAAGACCUUCGCCGCCCUCCUCGGCGACCUCCUCGGCGGCGGCAUCUUCAAUGUCGACGGCGACGCCUGGCACCACCAGCGCAAGAUGGCCAGCCUCGAGCUCGGCAGCGUCGCCGUCCGCUCCUACGCCUACAAGAUCAUCGCCCAGGAGGUGGAGGCCUGCCUCAUGCCGGUCCUCGCUGACGCCGCCGACAGGGGCGCAGUCGUCAACCGCCAGGACGUGUUCCAGCGCUUCGUCUUCGACACCAUCUGCAAGAUCUCCUUCGGCCUCGACUCGGCAUGCCUCGAGCGCGAAAUGCCCAUGAUGAAGCGCCUGCUCAAUAUCGGGUCCGAGAGGGAGCUCAAGAAGGCCAUUAAGCUAGUGGACGAGCUGGCGGCGGCGAUGAUCCGGAAGCACCGGAAGCUUGGCUUCACCAACAGCCAUGACCUCCUGUCCCGGUUCAUGGCCUCCGCCGGCGACGUGCACACCGUCGACGACAAGUACCUCCGCGACAUCGUGGUCAGCUUUCUCCUUGCCGGGAGCGACACGGUGUCCUCCGCGCUCACCGCGCUCUUCAUGCUCCUGUCCAAGAACCCCGAAGUGGCGGCGGCCAUGCGCGCGGAGGCCGGCGACGACUCAACGCCGGUCACCUACGAGCACCUCAAGGGAAUGCACUACACCCACGCGGUGCUCUACGAGAACAUGCGCAUGUUCCCGCCCGUGCAGUUCGACUCCAAGUUCUGCGCCACCGCCGACGUGCUCCCUGACGGCACCUACAUGUCCAGCGGCGCGCGUGUCAUGUACCACCCCUACGCCAUGGGCCGCAUGCCACGCAUCUGGGCAGCCGACCACGGCGAGUUCCGCCCGGACCGGUGGCUCACCGGCGCCGGUGGGUCCUUCGUGCCGGAGUGCCUGUACAAGUACCCGGUGUUCCAGGCGGGCCUCCGCGUAUGCCUCGGCAAGGAGCUCGCCAUCACCGAGAUGAAGGCGGUCUCCGUGGCGGUGGUGAGGGUGUUCGACGUCGAGGUGGUCGGGGAGAGUGGCAGCGGAGCCUGCGCACCAAAGUUCGUGUCUGGGCUAAAUUUACUAUUCUACCCUUAA
Messenger RNA from Miscanthus lutarioriparius, 1164 nucleotides. Lineage: Eukaryota; Viridiplantae; Streptophyta; Magnoliopsida; Poales; Poaceae. The record is from the annotation of a GenBank genome assembly.